Molecule: messenger RNA, 489 nt
Organism: Funneliformis mosseae
Lineage: Eukaryota; Fungi; Glomeromycota; Glomeromycetes; Glomerales; Glomeraceae
Source: the annotation of a GenBank genome assembly
AUGACAAAAUUUAUAACAUUAAAAGAAAUUGAAGCUGAAUAUCCAGAACGUGAAAAUGAAACUGUAAAAGUAAGAAAAAAAAGGCAAUGUAAUAUUAGACAAGUUAGAAAAAGAUUUCUUAAUCAACAAGCAAGAGAAGAAAGUAUAGAAGUAGGACCAUCAAAUGAACCUUAUAUAACUCAAAUAAGAGCUUAUAAUCAAGUUCUUGCAUUUACAUCUUUAGAUGUAAACCUUAAUGAAGAACUUGCAAAUGCCAAAAAGAGGAUUUAUAUAUUUAGAAUUCAAGGUAAAUUAUAUUAUCAGAUUAGUAUUCUAAUGCUAAGAGAUAAUAAUCAAAAACUAACAUUUGCUCAAAUUUACUUUUAUGAUUUAAAUAUGAAUAAUCAACUUCAAAGAAGACAAGAAAUAUUUUCAAAUUUGAAUGCUGAAAUGCUUAUAAUAUUACAAGAUGAAUUAUCAGUAAACAAUCCAUUUGUUGAGCAAUUGUAA